This is a messenger RNA of Lepisosteus oculatus (spotted gar), 4365 nucleotides long. RefSeq lists its product as uncharacterized. NCBI's taxonomy places the organism in Eukaryota, Metazoa, Chordata, Actinopteri, Semionotiformes, Lepisosteidae. The record is from RefSeq and is a predicted model, not a curated record.
GUGACGAACUCGGUUCGCCCACGGCGGAUUCCAGAGAACAGCGCGACAGAGCGCAGAGCCUCGGAGCUGUUAUCUCGGGUGGGGUGGCCAACAUGAAGAGAAUCGUCCCCGAGUGGAAAUCGCUCUUUCCGCAGAUAAAACAGAAGAUACAGGCGUCUCGGGCGCGCGACACCUCGGGGUGGCCGGACGAGGAGGAGGAGGAGGAGGCGGUGUUCCUGGACGCCAGCCCGGCGAUGACGUUCCGCGGCAGCUGCGCCCCGGGCUACCUGCGCUGCCUGGCCGUGCACAGCUCCAGCUACAGCCGCGUGGCCGUGGGCUUCCUGUGGGGGCACGCGCUGGAGCAGCACCGGAUGGAGGCCUGGGUGGAGACCGAGGAGAGGGAGAUGUCGCGGUUCGGCAGCUUCCCGCUGGAGGGGGGCUACCUGGUGGAGCGGCUGCUGUUCGUGCCCGGCCAGCGGCUGUUCGUGGGGUACUGCAGCGACGUGGCGCUGCGCCUGUACGGAGACCUCAAGCAGCAGGUGGGGCUCCUGCAACGGGCGGCCUGCCCUGGCUCCGUCACCAGCAUGCACUACAGCCAGGAGACGGGCGAGGUCGUCACCGGCGGCGUGGGGCUCAUCGCCUUCUGGGGCUUCUGGCCCCGCCCGCAGCAGCCGAUCGGGGUGACGCGCCUGCUGGACUGGAGCUGCUGCUCCCUGCGGCGGGACACCUUCGUCCGCGGCCUGGCCACCGAGAGGCAGUCUCUCUCGCUGUUCGCCCUCUGCGGCGCCGCCGUCCGGGCCUUCGACUGCCUCACCAAGCAGGAGACGCGGGCCUUCGCGGGCGCCAGCCGCGGCACCCUGCUGUGCUGCGCCCCCUGCGCGGCCCAGCGGCACCUGUACACCGGGGACUCGGCCGGCUGCGUGCAGGUGUGGAGCUGGGACACGCGCGGCCUGCUGCAGGAGUUCCGCGCGCACGCCCGCGCCGUGACCGGCCUGCUGCUGCCCCCCGCCGCCGGCACCUGCCUCACGGCCUCGGCGGACGGCUGGGUCAGGGAGUGGAGCCGCGCCGGCGAGCUGCUGCGCCAGCUGCUGGCCGAGCCGGCCGGCGUGGCGCAGCUGCUGCCCCUGGGCGAGGACCGCUUCGUGUGCGCCUCCCCCUGCGCCUUCUCCGUCUGGAGCCUGCCGGGCAUCUGCCGCCUCUUCAACGCCACCGGCUGCCCGCUGCGGCGGAUCUCCCGGGUGCAGUGCGGGCCGGGGCGCGCCCGGCUGCUGGCGGUCACCCAGGACGGCGGCGUCCGGCUCCUGUGCCCCGUCACCGGGCAGAUGGUCCUCCUCUCCUGGCCCUUCCUGCUGCUGGAGGAGGCCCUGGACUACGCCUACGACCCCGGUCGGGAAGAGCUGUUCGUGGCGACGGGCUCGGCCGACGUCCUGGUGCUGGACGCCGCGAGGUGCCCGUGCCCGGCCAAGCACUUCCUGUCCACGUCCGGGGAGCGCGAGGACGGGGUGCUGUGCCUGGAGGCGGUGACCUCGCCCGGCGAGCCCUGCCUGGUCCUCGGCGGGCACAGGAACGGCAGGGUCUCGCUGCUGUCGCCCCCCCGGCGCCACGCCCUGGCGCGGAAGGCCCACGACGGCGCCGUGGUGCAGAUGAGCAGCCUGCCGGGAGGGCGCCAGGCCCAGCUGUGCUGCUACGGCACGGACCACCUGCUCAGCCUGUGGCGGGUCAGCUGGGUGCGGCGCCGCGCAGACCUCCUCCCGCUGGCGCGGAUCCGCUGCUCGCGCCCGCUCCUCUACACCCGGCUGCUGCCGGGGCAGGUCUGCGCGGUGACCCGGGACCACGCCCUGCUGUUCCUCGGGCCGACGGGCCGGGCCGUGGAGCCGGAGCGGGCCGGCGCCCCCCCGAUCACCUCGCUGGACUACUGCGCGGCCCUGGGGCUGGUGGUGACGGCGGGGCCGGAGGGCACCGUCGAGCUGUGGGACUCGGCCGCCACCCUCCUGGCCGAAAUCACCCUGGGGGCGCGGCUGAGCCAGGUGUGCUUUGCCAACCCCAGGGGCGACCUGCUGGCCAACGUCAACGGCAACACCUACCUCCUCCCCAGCCUCCGCUUCCUGCCCCCCCGCUACCUGGGCGCCCUGCUGGGGCAGGAGGGGCAGGACGACGCCGUGGAAGACCCCCUGCCCUUCCGCCCCGUCCCCCUUGAGGACGCCCAGGUGACCGUCCUGCCCAGGUACCACCUCGAAUCCCUGGGGGGCGACGCGGCGCCCCGGCCCGGUGCGGAGCCGGCGCCUGUCGGCCCUGGCAUCAGCAGCAAGCCGGAAAGGCCCCGGAAGAGAUCCAGGAUCAGCCUGCAGAGGCAGAAGGAAGCGCAGGCGUCGCCGAAGACUGGCACUGCCCGGGAGCCGGACUCCAGACCAGGAGUCGUCCCAGAGCCAGCUGGGCAGGCCCCGGUCGGGGAGGAGGCUGUACUGGGGAGCAUCGUGCUGCCAACCAGCCAACCCCAGCCCCAGACUCCCUGCAUGACCCCCGUUCUCCCAGAAUGGCCCAUCGCCCCAGAUGGCUUCAUCCCCAACUCGGUGAUCCGGGGCUGGGGCCGUCGAGACGGGGACACCCCUGACCCGGACAGGGAGGAGUCCAGGUCCUUCCUCAGGCACCUGCAGGAUCUCCGGGAGACCCGCUCUGAGUCCUCGGACACCCUGCUCCUGGGUGACAGCAAGAGGAAGAGGAGAGAGCAGGCUCUGAAGGGGAGGAAGGGCGCCAGGCCAGGCCCGGGGAUCGAGGUCCAGGGACUGGAACUGGAGCUUCCAGUGGAGGAAGACCUGCUGACUCAGAUCGCCAACAGUCCCUGGCUGUCCACGAAGCCCCAGGUGAUCGAUCUGGAGAGCGUCGUCGGCGCUCUGCUGCGCUGCAUGGCUCAGUCCUGCGUCUCCGUGUACCAGAGGUGCGCCUCGGCCCUGCUGAGGCUCUGCCAGGCCUACGCCAUCCCCCCGCACCUGCGGGACCGCGUGCAGGCCAGCCUGCUGGGCCACACCCAGCCGGAGGAGCCCGACUGGCGGCGCCUGGAGGGCUGGAGGAGCCUGGACCUGCUCUCCUUGCUCUCCGCCAGCGUCCUGCCUCACCAGGCCCGGGCCCUGCUGGACCCCCAGGCGGCCGUGCGCGCGCUGGUCAGGCAGCUCCUGAGCAAGGCGGCCAUGAUCUCAGAGAAGACCGUGCUGCUGAGGAGGCUGGAGACCAUGCGGACUGCGCUACCCCCGUUCCCCUCCCAGCUGCUGCAGCAGGUCCAGGACAACCUGACGGAGCAGCUGGAGCUGGCAGUGCCCCAGGACGCUGGCCUCGCGCCCUCGGAGCGGGCAGCCUCACCCACAGAUGCCCCGGAUCGGACCUCCAGCCGAAUCCUCUCAGGUACCCCGGUCCCCCCCUCACUCCGCCAGCGCCCCGACAUGCCUGAAAUGAUGGACAUCCCCGGAGACACGACGAGCGUCCCCAGAGAGGAGCAAGGACGAGCAGACUCGGGCGCAGGCUGGAAGGCUGCCCCACAGCCAGUCCGGACGGCACCCAGGGGCCGGGCAGUGACUAAAGAUGACACCUCGACUCGGGUUAAGAGUCCUGCCCGCACCCAGAGGCGCGGGCGCAGGAGGGAGGAGGGCGUCCGGGAGGCUCGUGCUGGGCCGGCCCCCCUGCCCUGCCAGGGCGGCCUGGGCGACGACCCCACGGCGCUGCGCGUCUACGUCACCAGGGUGCGGUCCCGGCGGCGGCGGGCCCUGCCGUCCCCGCGGGAGGAGGGCGAGGAAGAGGAGGGCGGGAGGGUGAAGGCUGCCCCGCCGCCCACCCCGUGCGAUGCAGCCUGGCCCCAGGGCAGCCGGGCCGGACCCUCGUGUCUCAGGUGGGGGGGUCAGGAGGGGGACCCCGAGACCUGGAGGGACAGCUUGUACAAACUCAUCUCCCGCUACGGCUUCCGCUCCCCGAAAGUGCAGAAAGGGGCAGGCUGGUCUUUGGACUCGGUGCCCACAGUCUCCCGCGCCCCCCCAAGGCCGCCCCCUCUCCGGCCGCCGGCUCGGGACCCCACGCCGGGGCAGAGGGUGCUGUGGAAGGUGGGCCUGCGAGACCCCCGGGAGAGACCCCCGGCCCGCUUCCAGCACGAGCUGCCCCUGCCCUGGCGCCUCAGCGCCCUCACCCUGGACCCCGAGGGGGAGAGCGACUACGGCCGCCUGGAGCUGGACUGGGCGACCGGGCAGGGCGGGGCGCUGCAGGACCUGCCCCCGCUGCGGCUGCCCCCCCUCACGCCCGCGCCGCGCCGCGCGGUAGGGACCCCCCAGAGUGCUUUAUGUACGCCAGAGCAGAGGAGAUGAGCCUUACUUACCUGAGCAGAAUAAAGAAAAAGGUCGAGACGCA